Purpureocillium lilacinum is the source of this 846-nucleotide messenger RNA. RefSeq lists its product as uncharacterized. The record is from RefSeq and is a predicted model, not a curated record. Lineage: Eukaryota; Fungi; Ascomycota; Sordariomycetes; Hypocreales; Ophiocordycipitaceae. Gene Ontology annotation, cellular component: endoplasmic reticulum; lipid droplet. Gene Ontology annotation, biological process: phosphatidic acid biosynthetic process; triglyceride catabolic process. Gene Ontology annotation, molecular function: acylglycerone-phosphate reductase (NADP+) activity; triacylglycerol lipase activity.
AUGUCCAAACAAACCGUCUUGAUCACGGGCUGCAGCGACGGCGGCAUCGGCGCCGCGCUGGCAGUGCUCUUUCAGCAGCGCGGAUGGCACGUCUUCGCCACCACCCGCGACCCCGCCAAGAUGGGUAGCCUUCGCGAUCUCCCCGACGUGACGCUCCUGGCGCUCGAUGUCGUCAAGUCGGACGACAUCAAGGCGGCCGUGCAGGCCGUCUCCGAGAAAACGGGCGGAACCCUGGACUGCCUCAUCAGCAACGCCGGACGCAAUCAUUUCAUGCCCAUUCUCGACGAGGACCUGGACGCGGUCAGGAACAUUUUCGAGAUCAACCUCAUGGGCCCGAUGGCUCUAACCCAUGCGUUUGCCCCUCUGCUCAUCAAGGCCAAAGGCAUCGCCGUCUACGUAACCUCCAUCUCCGGUUAUCUCAACAUUCCGUAUAUGGGAACGUACGCUGCAUCCAAGCGGGGCUUGGAAAUCGUCGCGGAAACGCUACGCCUCGAGCUGGCUCCCUUCGGCGUCGACGUGAUGGAGGUUGUCACGGGCGGGGUCAAGUCGAUGGGCCAGACAUACUUUGGCGACGUCAAGCUCCCGCAAGGGUCGCUCUACAAGAGCAUCGAGGACACAUUCGUGAGCCGAGCCCAGGGUAAUGACGGCAUGCCCAGGAUGGAGACGAUGGAAUAUGCGACCUCAGUUGUGGAUGAGAUCGUCAAGCGCACCACGGGUAAAUUCUGGUGUGGCGUGCACGUCGAGCAGGUCCGGAUGGGCACGACGGCAACCGCAGUGCCGCAGUCGGCCAUGGAUGCCGGAGCAGUCAUGGGAACAGGGCUGGAUGCAUUGCCACCAAAGGAAUAG